Molecule: messenger RNA, 3464 nt
Organism: Triticum urartu
Lineage: Eukaryota; Viridiplantae; Streptophyta; Magnoliopsida; Poales; Poaceae
Product: BTB/POZ and MATH domain-containing protein 2
Biological process (GO): protein ubiquitination
Molecular function (GO): protein binding
Source: RefSeq, a predicted model, not a curated record
GCAGGCCCAGGCCGCACCCAUCGGCGAGCCGGCGCCGCAAACUCUGUUUUCCGUCGGCGAGCGACGCGGCGGCGACUCCGUACGGUCGCCCGCCGGUGCAAGCCCAGGCAGCUUCCCCGCCGCGGCCGCCCGCUGGUGCAAGCUCAGGUCCGCUUCCCCCGCGCGGCGUAGCGUGUGAAGCAGAAGCAGCGGCGACUCCGUGCGGCCGCCGGUGCAAGCUCAGGUCUGCUUCCCCGCGCAGAAACGUCGGAGCGGGCGGCGCAGCGGCGGCUCCGCGGAGUGCCUGACCAGGCUCGUCAUGUCGUGCUUCACCGGCGUCUCUAUCAUCGACGGCGAGCAGUGCUGUUACGAGGCGUCGGCCGUGGUGGACGCCGGCGGCGCGGACAGCGGGUACCACUUGCUCGUGGUCCGUGGAUACUCGCGCACCAAACAAGAGUUGUCCGCCGGCGAGAGCAUCACCUCCGAUGCUUUCACCGUAGGAGGCCAUUGCUGGUACAUCGAGUACUACCCCAAGGGCGAAAACCCAGACUGCGGCGACUUCAUUUCUCUCUAUGUCACCAAUUACGACGACAGUCUCAAAGAGCCCCUGGAGACCAAGUUUUGUUUCAGCUUCGUUGACGAGGUUGAGAAGCAGACGCCAAUGUACAUUCGUGUGGCUGGUAAGACUUGCCGAUUCACCGACGGCCGUUGUUCCUGGGGCACCGACAAGUUUGUGAGAAGAGAUGCCCUUGAACGAUCAUCGGACCUAAAGGGUGAUUGCUUCACCAUCCGGUGUGAUGUCAUGGUCAUUCGCAAGGAUCCCAAAGCCGAGGAUGCCGGUGGUCAUGACACCAAGGUGCUCCUGUCUGACAUAGACCAGCAUUUUAACAUUCUCCUCCAAACCAAGGUGGGUGCUGAUGUGACAUUCAAGGUCAGCGGCGAGACCUUCGUCGCACACCGCUGUGUGCUCGCUGCCCGAUCCAUGGUGUUCAUGGCACAACUAUUUGGCCCCAUGAAGGAGACAUCCGCCGUCAUACAGAUCAAAGACAUGGAAGCAAAAGUGUUCAAGGCACUGCUUAGCUUUAUCUACACAGACUCAUUCCCUGUGAUGGAGAAGGACAGCAUGGAGGAGGAUGCAAUGGUGGAAGUUAUGGAAGAUGGGCAAGAAAAGGAGGCAGUGGAGGAUGAAAUGUUGCUGCAAUGGCUUCAAGACUUGUUGGUAGCGGCUGACAGAUAUGAUGUCCAGCGGCUCAAGUGCAUCUGUGAGAAGCAGUUGUCUGAGAACAUAGGUGUGAGCACGGUGAUGUCCGCUCUUGCUCUAGCCGAGCAGCACCACCGCCAGGGAUUAAAGGAGGCGUGCUUGAAGUUUAUCCAAGUCCAGUCCCCCUCGUGCUUGCAAACAGUAAUGGCAACUAAUGGUUGGGAUCAUGUAGUUUCGACCUAUCCCUCAGUUCUGAAGGAGCUCUUUCUCAAGUUUGCUUCGAACCAGCGAAAGUAACACCCUGCAUACGGUACGCUAUGCAUGUUCCUUAGUUAGACCUGAAUUGACACUCUUUUGCAUAUGUGGGAUCCUCUAGAGAGAUGGUAAUCUGUGUGUAUUGUGUUUGUCUCAUCAUGUAUAUAAUUUGCCCAUGUGCUGAAUCAGGGAAAUCCAAAAAUAUGGCAACAUGGAAUGGAUGGUCUGUAGGAGUAAGUGUCAAAUUGAUCGGCAUAUUAGUAAUGUGCAAGCUUCCUAGCUAGUCAUUUUAUCCUUAGUUGUCUGCAUUAGUUGUCUCAUAUACUGUUGCUUCGUGCCUUCCCUGUCAUGUAUAACCCUUGGUUAUCAAAAAGAACAAUGUAGAUAUUUUGGAAAGGCAUUUUAUGAACCUGGAUUUAGGGGAAACAAUUUUUUUCUGAUUAUAAUGACAGCGUCAGUGUGAAACCUUGGUCGAGUACCCAGGAACCUUCUCCUGGGUGCUUGAUGUUCUCCUUGUGUGGCACUUCCCAUGGGAGAUGAAUGUGGGAGCUUGAAAUGUUUUUGCAAAGUCCAAUGCUUUAAUUGUGCUCUGUACCUGAAAAUAUUACUUUCAUCCUGGUAUAUUUUGGAGCACAGAUGGUUGCUGUCAAUUUAGGAAAGCUUGGGAAAUCUUGAGUGCACAGACAGGGUCACAGGGGCUAUACUUUUUCUUUAUAUAACAAAUAGCUUUUGGCCAACCUACUUGGAGCUAUGCUGGUGUUGAUGCCCUUGAAAAGCCAAAAAAUUAAAAUGCCUGUACAACGUAUGCAAGGAAACUGGCUGAUUGGAUCAAUCAAUGGGAGGUAUCUUCGAGAAAAUAUGAAUCAUUCGCCCUUUUUAGGACAUGAUGAAUGGGCAAGCAGGGAAUGUAAUUUUUGUUCCUAUUUAUUACUACUGGUGUGAGCUAUUACCUAGAGCAUUGCUUGACCACAAAAGUUCACAUUGGAGAUCAACUACCAACCAGGCUUGUAGUGCUAACAGCUAAGCAAUCAGAAUAACCAUUUUUUUUUAAUUGUAUUUAUUACAUCUCCCGACUUGCCACCAUUGGCUCCAUUGAUACAUUUUCCAGUUGUUGUUUUAUCCAAAUUUUGUGUUUCUUGCAAUUUCCAAGUAUCUUGAUGCAGAUAUGUGCACCUACCUACUUGUUUCCAAUGGGAUGGGUCCAGAUUUUCAACAUAUGAAUCAUCACUCUUAUCUGUUUGUAUGUUCCGUCAGGCUUGGCAGACAAACAUAUACUCCCUCCGUUCCAGAAUAGAUGACUCAACUUUGUACUAACUUUAGUACAAACUUGGGUCAUCCAUUUUGGAACGGAGGGAGUACGAGUUGGUGUCCGUUGCAUCUUAAUUUCUUUGCGUCUUUGUGUUGUUACCCACACACCUGAUCAUUUGAACUGACAUUUGCUACCCAUGCUAAUGCUUUUUGUGUCUCUGUUCAAAAUCAGUGGCAGCACCCUGCUGCUGCAAAUUGCACCUUGAGCCUUCAUCAGCAAGUGUGGCAGUGCCAGACAGGUAAGCAUGCUUGGUUUGUAUAGCCAUUUGUUUUAGCAGUUCCGAGGCGGUGGACUGCGCCCUGAGGCACCUUUCGCAUGGCUAUUAAUUUUGGGAGCAUGUACCUGGUCAUGCUGUUGGUUGUAUCUCCUCUCCUGAUCUGGGUGAAGAAUGGCGGCGGUGCUUGAACUACGUGUAUGGAUUGCACUGAGGAGGAUCUGCGAAUACAUGGCCUAUUGGCCUGACCAUCCAAACUGAAGAGUUGUAGAUGCAAGCAAGAAGAUAUCUUUGCUUGUCUAGUGUAGAAAUUGUUAACACGUGAUAGAAAGAGACCACGAAAUUGCUGGAGCUGCCUGUUACUGUUUAUUUAUUUGCGGUGAAAUAGAAACGCAACUACAUCACUGCUCAUUGUUUUUAUCUGAAUACUGAAUAUUAGUACCUUUAAAGAUAUUGUUCAUCAGGGUAUGAAGAAUUACGGGAUAUACUAUGUUUUGACCAGCUAA